AUGGUCGCGGAGACUGUUACGAUUCGUAACCUCACUUCGACGCCAAUUACGCUGAAGCGGAUUGAGAGGUUUCCUCCUCCACAAAAAGAGCAUGGCGGUUUUGAAACUCUGGCUAAGAAUUUCACUCGAGCGUUGACGAGCGUCGCCACAAAUGUCACCACAGUCGAACCUGUUGCGGUACUUCCGAAUGAUGCGCGCCCAUUCGCCGAGGAGGAUGUUGACAUCCAUGUCAAGCCCUUUGGGACAGCGAAAACCGAUCACAGGGCCUUUACUGAAUCAGACAAGGAGCGCCUGCGCUUGACGCUCGAAGUAGAUGGGGAGAGGCACCAAAUCCAGGUCCCUGUGCCGGCCACCGAGUCAGCGACAAUGAAGGCUUUGGUCGACAACCCGCGCUUCCAGUUCACGGGCAUCUACAUACUAAACCAGUCUCACCUGGCAGUAUACUCGUCAGCAGAACUGCACAAAUGGAUGCAGCCGCUCAGAAAUGAAGUCCUUCUUUCCUCUCUUUCCAUUCCUGGAACUCACAACUCACCUGCUUGCCAUGUGGCUCCGCCAUCAGUCCGUUGCCAGGCCGUCAAUCCACGCAAACAACUCGAGAAUGGUGUCCGAUUUUUUGAUAUUCGUGUUCAGCCACAGUGGCCAGAUGACCCAGGCAGAGACGAACUACUCCUCGUCCACGGUGUUUUCCCAAUCGCUCUCGCAGGCGUCAAAUACUUCCGGGAUCUGAUGAAUGACAUGAACGCAUUCCUUGACAGCCAUCCCUCAGAGACCCUGAUAAUCUCUCUGAAGAGAGAAGGACCCGGUGAACACACGGAUGAACAGCUGAGUCGAAUUCUACGUGACCACUACAUUCAACCAGACAGUCGUUGGUACACAGAGCCCAAAGUUCCCACGUUGGGGGAGGUGAGGGGGAAAUUCGUUCUGGUGCGCCGCUUCAAUAUCGAAGAACGCCUGGAACAUGAGCAUGAUGGACGUGGCUGGGGCAUCGACGGAAAUGGUUGGGCGGAUAAUACUCCCCAUUCCGUUUGUCCCAGCGGACAGCUCUGCAUUCAAGACUUCUACGAAGUAAUGGAAACAGAGAACAUUGACAAGAAGAUUCAGUACGUGACCGAGCAGAUCGCUCGAGCCGGUGAAAAGAGGUAUCCCUUUGGUGUCCUCUCGCCUGAGGCUAGCAGGGAUCACCCGUUUUAUGUCAACUUUUUGAGCGGGAGCAACUUUUGGAAGAUCGGUACGUGGCCCGAGAAGGUUGCUGCUAAGCUCAACCCAGCCACCGUGGACUAUCUAUGCCGGAGACAUUGUGAGAAAGACGGUGACUGGUCUACCGGUAUCCUCGUUGCUGACUGGGUCGGGUUGGACGGCGACUGGGACCUGGUGCGGUGUGUCGUUGGCAUGAAUGCCAAACUUCUGUUGCGACAGUAG
Molecule: messenger RNA, 1419 nt
Organism: Monascus purpureus
Lineage: Eukaryota; Fungi; Ascomycota; Eurotiomycetes; Eurotiales; Aspergillaceae
Source: the annotation of a GenBank genome assembly